Messenger RNA from Strongylus vulgaris, 300 nucleotides. The record is from the annotation of a GenBank genome assembly. NCBI's taxonomy places the organism in Eukaryota, Metazoa, Nematoda, Chromadorea, Rhabditida, Strongylidae.
UCGCCGUCUGGACAGAAGUUGGAAGUGACUUUUGACAUGAUUAAUUUCCCAUGUUUGGAUACUUGCACAAGUUUUGUUGAAGUAAAGGCUGCUCGCAACAAAAUCCCCACGGGAGCACGACUAUGUUGUAAAGCUGGGCAAACUAUCUAUUCCGAAGACGACGACCUUAUUCUAAUUUUCAGAGGAGACGCAAAUAUUCAAGCAGGCUGGAGAGGAUUUACCGCUCGCUUUAGAUACUGUGAGUGCUCAUCUCUGCAACAAGAAGUAGUCAAACAUGAGAAAGUCAAAUUGCGAUUUUAG